GAAGUGACCUCACGAAGUUCUUCCUGCAUCAAGACCGGCAAGAUGGCUGCGGACACGCAGGUUUCAGAUACGCUGAAAAAAUUUGCUGUAAAAGUGACCACAGCCAGCGUGAAAGAGCGCAAAGAGAUAUUUGGAGAGCUGAAACGGUGUCUACAGGGCAAAGAGUUACCAGAGCCUGCCAUCAAGGGACUAUGCAAGCUCUUCUGUCUCACGCCACACAGAUAUCGGGAUGCUGCAUCACGCAGACAGCUGCUCACUGUCAUUGGCCUGCUGGCUGACAGUCAGCCGGACAUCCUGGUCACCAGCCUCCUCCACUGCCUGCUCAACAGUGGAGUCAUCAGCAAAAGUGGAGAGCCCAGUAAAAGCUCAGGCUCUGCUGCCUUCAUCGGCCUGUCUUGGACAAUCCUUUUAGUCCCCACUGUGUUUUCUGCCCCAGAGAAAAGAGAGGGACCCAUCUGGAAGAAAAUGGUGGAAGUUCAGAGCCUUCUUGUCGCAGAGGUUGUGGGUGGAGCCAAGACCAUCGCUCAGAAAUCAAGUCUGAAAAAUCUCAGUCACCUCUGGAAGGAAAACCCUGGACUGGUGGAUCAGUACUUCAGCACACUGCUGAGUCUGGACCAAAGCCCUACAACCCUGGCCAUGCUGGGGGUGUGUGUAGACUUCUGCACUGCUCAGAAAGACAAAGCUACAAUAGAGAAGCAUAAGAGUGCCCUGUUGGACCUGUAUGUUAAAUCUGUCCUUAUGAGCAAGAUAAAACCACAACAGCACAUUUUGGAAAAAAGUGGCUCCUUACUGCGUCAUGUGUCCCACUCUGAGUUCAAGGAGCAGCUACUCCCUAUCCUGCAGAAGACAAUGCUGCGUAGUCCAGAGAACGCCAUGGAGACCAUUUCCUGCCUGCUGUCCAGUGUGACUCUUGACCUCAGUCAGUAUGCCAUGGAUAUCGGGAAGGCCAUAGCAAGUCAGCUUAAAGCCAAUAAUGCCCAGCUGAUGGAGGAUGCGGUCCAGGCCAUGCAGAACCUGGCUCAGCAGUGCAGCGACUCCACGGCAGUGCAGGACAUGGUCACACACGUCUUCAAGAUCCUCGGAGGGUCUGAGGGAAAGCUCACAGUUGUUGCCCAGAAGAUGAGUGUGUUGUCAGGAAUUGCCAGCUGCAGCCAUCAUGCCGUGUCAGGAACCUCCAGCCAGACGUUGAGCGCUGCAGUCACUGUGAUGUUCAUCCCUUAUUUACAGCAAGAAGUUCAUGAGGGCACCUUGGUGCAUGCAGUGUCCGUGCUCUCCCAGUGGAGUAGUCGCCUUACAGUAGAAGUUCCAACUGCUCUCUUGGAUUGGAUGAAGAAAGCUUUUACCCUCAAGACCUCCACCUCUCUGGUUCGACACACCUACCUUCAGGCCAUGUUGGGGGUCUUUAAAGGUGACACUCUUGCACAGGCCUCGGACCUCUUGCCUUUGCUCCUCCAAACGGUGGAGAAGGCAGUGGCCCAAAGCUCCCAGCAUGCUUUGCUUGCAGAGGGUGUGGCAGCUUCUGUUCUAUUGAGUCGACUGGCUCUGCUGGAGACACAGACAGAAGCUAAAUUCACCAACUUCUGGAACGUCAUCUUAGAUGAGAAGAAGCCACUAUUCACCGCAGAGAAGUUCCUCUCCCAGGCCAGUGAAGAAACUCUACUCACAGUACUACUGCUCUGUGAACGGCUCUUUUUGGACCACGCCCACAGACUCAACAGCAGCAAAUCAAAGAUGUAUCACCACGCCACUGUUGCAAUUCUGCUGUCUCUGAGCUGGCGUGUAAGGAAGAGGGCACAGCAGACGGUCAGGAAGCUGCUCUCCUCUCUGGGUGGAUCCAGUCUUGCCUACGGCCUUCUGGGAGAACUCUGUGUGGUCAUCAACAAGCACAAAGUUUUGCCCCAGGAAGUCCUGGUGUCAGACUCAGGAGAGCCCACUGAGUUGGGUCGCAGCUACAUCCCCCCUCGUGUUCUGCUGGAGGCGUUGUGUGUGGUUUGCUCCACUGCCAGCCAAUGGGGUGACCCUACCGAAGCAGAGAAUUUGGCCAUGGAGAUCAUGAUAAUCACUCAUCAUCCUUCCAUAAUUGAAGCUCGUCGAGGCAUCUGGCCUGUUUUGCUCUCCUCCAUGAAGAUAAAAGCAGAGGAAUUUAUCGAAAACAAUCUGGAGAAGAUCCUGCCUCAUCUACUAGAUGUCAAUGCUGACAACCAGGCAACGAAAAAUGCUGUUGGGGCUCUCUCCAGCCUCUCCCCCAACAAGCUGUUACCGCGGGUGAUAAGUCAUAUCACAGAGGGACUCUCCCAACCUGCUCUCCUUCAGGUCACCAGAGAGGAAUACGCCAUCAUGCUGACACCCGAGGGAGAACUGUAUGACAACAGCAUCAUCCAGAGUGCCCAGAAGGAAACCACCAAGAAAGGAAACUUAAAGAGAGAGAACAAGGCCUACUCCUACAAGGAUCAGAUCAUUGAACUGGAGUUACAGGAGGAGCUCAAAAAGAAAAAGGGCAUCAAAGAGGAGGUGCAGCUUACCAGCAAACAGAAGGAAAUGAUGCAAAUCCAGCUUGACAAGGAGACCUCUAUUCGCAAAAGACUCCAAGGGCUGGAUUUGGAGCUGCAGAGCGUGGUGGGUCUGCUGGAAGCUGUUUUGAUAGAGAGACCAGCGCAGAUCACCAAAGAGCUCCCUGCUGCCCUUCAGGUCCUACUGCCCCUGCUACACUCCCCUUUGGCUGCUCCACGCGUCCAGCCACUCUUCCUGGAUAUCGGAGUGUGCCUUAUGCCCAAGCACCUUCACCAUAUAGCUGUGCUUGUGGGUCAUGUGACUUUACGGCUGCUGAAGCCGGAGUGCGAGCUUGACUCGGCCUGGGAAGAGGAGGACCUGGACACAGCAACCAACCGUACUAUCCUGCUGCUGCACAACCACACUGUCCCGCAGAGAGAGAACAAGACUGUACAUGACCUACUGACUGGAUUGUUGGAAAUGGAGUUUGCCCUGCCCACUGACAGCACAGAGGCCACUGGGCUCAGUUUGCUGCGUAGACUUUGGGUUGCCAAGUUUGAUGUUGAGGAGGAGGGGCGAGCUUUGGCUGAAAGACUCUUGGAGUCUCUGGCUCUGGAGCUGGCCCCUGAGCUCUGCUCCCUGCUGAUUGGAGAUGUCACCCACCAUGAGGAAGCGGUCCGUUCUGCCGCGGCCGAUGCUCUGUCAAGUGCCGUGUCCGAGUAUAGAGACCAGUCUGCUACUGUGCUCGGCCAGCUGACUGAGCUCUAUCAAAAGAAACUUUAUCGACCUCCUCCAGUGCUGGAUGCCCUGGGCCGAGUCAUCUCUGAAUCUCCGCCUGACCAAUGGGAGGCCAGGUGUGGCAUCGCCCUGUCUCUGAACAAGCUGUCCCAGUACCUGGAUGAAUCUCAGGUCACCCCUCUCUUCCUUUUCUUCGUCCCUGAUGCGCUGAACGACCGCCACCCUGAUGUGCGGCGCUGCAUGCUGGACGCUGCCCUCUCUGCACUCAACACGCAUGGAAAGGACAACGUCAGCUCCCUGCUGCCAGUGUUUGAGGAGUUCCUGAAGAAUGCCCCCCAGGACGCCAGCUACGACUCUGUCCGUCAGAGUGUGGUUAUUCUCAUGGGCUCUUUAGCCAAACAUCUGGACAAGAAUGAUCCCAAAGUUAAACCCAUUGUGGCCAAGCUCAUCACUGCACUCUCUACACCAUCACAGCAGGUCCAGGAGUCUGUCGCCAGCUGUUUACCUCCUUUAGUCCCUGCCAUUAAAGAGGAUGCUGCAGGAAUUGUAAGAAACCUGCUGCAGCUGCUGCUGGAGAGCGACAAGUACGCAGAGAGAAAGGGAGCAGCGUACGGACUGGCCGGCCUGGUCAAAGGUCUCGGGAUCCUGGCGCUCAAGCAGCAGGACAUCAUGUCCACGCUCACUGACGCCAUCCAGGACAAGAAAAACUUCAGGCGGAGAGAAGGAUCACUGUUUGCCUUUGAGAUGCUAUGUAACAUGUUGGGGAAGCUGUUCGAGCCAUAUGUGGUCCAUGUCCUGCCACACCUCCUGCUCUGCUUUGGAGAUGGUAACCAGUAUGUUAGAGAGGCUGCAGAUGACUGUGCCAAGGCUGUGAUGAGGAACCUUAGUGCCCAUGGUGUGAAACUGGUCCUCCCCUCUUUGCUGGUGGCCCUGGAGGAAGAGUCCUGGAGAACUAAAGCAGGCUCGGUGGAGUUGCUGGGUGCCAUGGCUUACUGUGCUCCCAAGCAGUUGUCCUCCUGCCUUCCCAGCAUCGUGCCCAAGCUGACCGAGGUGCUGACCGACUCCCACGUGAAGGUGCAGAAGGCCGGCCAGCAGGCCCUCAGACAGAUCGGCUCUGUCAUCCGUAACCCCGAAAUCCUGGCCAUAACCCCCAUCCUGCUGGACGCCCUCACGGAUCCAUCCAAAAAGACACAGACAUGCCUGCAGACGCUGCUGGACACCAAGUUUGUUCACUUCAUCGACGCUGCCUCACUCGCCCUCAUCAUGCCCAUCGUCCAGAGAGCCUUCCAGGAUCGCUCCACCGACACGCGCAAGAUGGCCGCUCAGAUCAUUGGCAACAUGUACUCCCUCACUGACCAGAAGGAUCUAUCACCCUACCUGCCGAGUGUCAUUCCUGGACUGAAGGCCUCAUUGUUGGACCCAGUGCCUGAGGUUCGUACUGUCUCAGCCAAGGCCUUGGGUGCGAUGGUAAAGGGGAUGGGUGAGACCUGCUUCGACGACCUCCUGCCAUGGCUCAUGGAAACACUGGCCUCUGAACAGAGCUCUGUAGAUCGCUCCGGAGCUGCACAAGGUCUGGCUGAGGUGAUGGCUGGACUGGGAGUGGAGAAGCUGGACAAGCUGAUGCCAGAUGUGGUGCAGACAGCCAGCAAGGUCGACAUCGCUUCCCACGUCAGAGACGGAUACAUCAUGAUGUUUAUCUACCUGCCCCUGACCUUUGGAGACAAGUUCACUCCUUACGUUGGGCCCAUCAUCCCUUGCAUUCUCAAGGCCCUGGCUGAUGAGAAUGAAUAUGUGAGAGACACAGCACUGCGAGCGGGCCAGCGAGUUGUCAGCAUGUAUGCAGAGACCGCCAUCGCACUUCUGCUUCCUGAGCUGGAACAGGGCCUGUUUGAUGACCUGUGGAGAAUCAGGUUCAGCUCUGUGCAGCUGCUUGGAGAUCUUCUGUUCCAUAUCUCCGGAGUAACAGGAAAGAUGACCACAGAGACGGCCUCCGAGGAUGACAACUUUGGAACAGCAGCAUCAAAUAAAGCCAUUAUUGGUGCUCUUGGCGCUGAGCGGCGUAACCGUGUCCUCUCUGGCCUCUAUAUGGGUCGUUCAGACACCCAGCUUGUGGUUCGACAGGCUUCCCUCCACGUGUGGAAGAUCGUGGUGUCCAACACCCCCAGAACCCUUCGAGAGAUCCUCCCAACCCUCUUCUCUCUCCUGCUCGGUUUCCUUGCCUCCACCUGUCCUGACAAGAGAACGAUUGCUGCUCGGACAUUGGGUGACCUGGUGAGGAAGCUGGGAGAGAAGAUUCUCCCUGAGAUCAUUCCCAUCCUAGAGGAGGGGCUGCGCUCUGACAAGAGCGAUGAGAGGCAGGGCGUCUGCAUCGGCCUGAGUGAGAUCAUGAAGUCCACCAGCAGAGAUGCGGUACUUGUCUUCUCUGAAUCACUGGUCCCCACAGUCAGGAAGGCUUUAUGUGACCCACUGGAGGAGGUUCGAGAGGCUGCAGCCAAAACCUUCGAGCAGCUCCAUGCAACCAUUGGUCACCAGGCGCUGGAUGACAUUCUGCCUAACCUGCUCAAACAGCUGGAUGACGAGGAGACGGCUGGCUUUGCUCUGGAUGGUCUUAAGCAGGUCAUGGCUGUGAAGAGUCGCUCUGUUCUGCCUUACUUAGUUCCAAAGCUCACUGCUCCUCCUGUGAACACCCGUGUGCUUGCCUUCCUGUCCGCCGUGGCUGGUGACGCUCUGACACGCCACUUAGGUGUCAUUCUGCCUGCUCUGCUCUCCUCCCUCAAAGGGAAGCUGGGAACAGAGGAUGAAGCACAGGAGCUGUGCAGCUGCCAAACAGUGAUCCUGUCAGUGGAAGACGAAGUGGGCCAGCGCAUCAUCAUAGAGGACCUGCUGGAGUCCACACGAGGUGCUGACCCCGGCCACAGACAGGCUGCCGUGACCAUCCUCAAUGCCUACUUUGCUCGUACCCGCCUGGACUACAGUUCCCACACACGCACUUUACUGUCCAGCCUCAUCCGCCUUCUCAAUGACUCCAACCCAGAGGUCCUGUCUCAGAGCUGGGACACCAUCAACUCCAUCACCAAGAAACUGGAUGCCAGCAGCCAGCUGGCUCUAAUCGAUGACCUGCACCGAGACAUUAGAUCAGCAGCUGCAGACGUGAGGGGUCAGCACCUGCCUGGUUUCUGUCUGCCCAAGAAGGGCGUGACCUGUAUCCUGCCUGUCCUCAGAGAAGGUGUCCUCACCGGCAGCCCUGAGCAGAAAGAAGAGGCAGCGAAAGCUUUAGGAGGCGUCAUCAAACUGACGUCUCCUGAGGCACUGAGACCCUCUGUUGUCAACAUAACUGGACCUCUCAUUCGUAUCUUGGGAGACCGGUUUGCCUGGACAGUGAAGACCGCUCUGCUGGAGACACUAACCCUGCUGCUGGCAAAGGUCGGCAUCGCCCUGAAGCCCUUCCUCCCUCAGCUGCAGACCACCUUCCUGAAGGCCCUGCUGGAUUCAAGCCGUGCAGUGAGGCUGAGGGCUGCCGAGGCUCUGGGCCAGCUGGUUUCCAUCCACACCAAGGUGGACCCACUGUUCACUGAGCAGCUGUCUGCCAUUCGUAACGCAGAGGACGCUGGAGUCAGGGAGACUAUGCUCCAAGCCUUGAGGUUUGUCAUCCAGGGGGCCGGGUCAAAGGUGGACCCAGCCAUCCGCAAGAACAUUACCACCACAUUGCUAGGCAUGCUGGGACAUGAUGAGGAUGCAACUCGAAUGGCUUCAGCAGGCUGUGUUGGUGAGCUGUGUGCCUUCCUGUCAGAGGAUGAGCUGAGGAGUGUGUUACUUCAGCACGUCUUAGCGGACUUGUCUGGUGUGGACUGGAUGGUCCGUCAUGGUCGGAGCCUGGCUCUGGCCAUAGCUGUGAAGUCUGCUCCUGAGAAGCUGUGUGGGAAGGAAUACUUUGACACUGUAUCUGAAACCAUUUUAACCAACGCCACCGCUGACAGGAUCCCCAUUGCCACCAGUGGAAUCAGAGCGAUGGGAUAUCUGAUGAGGCAUCAUCUCAGGACAGAGGGAAGCAGUAAUAUUUCGCAGCGCAUCAUCACACAGUUAGUCAAGUGUCUUCAGAAUCAGUCCAGUGACAUCAGACUGGUGUCGGAGCGGGUGCUCUGGUGGGUGUUCAAAGACCCGGAUACGCCCUCAAUGGAGGCCAGUCUCAUCAAGCCUGUGCUGAAGAGUCUGCUGGACAACACCAAGGACAAGAACACUAGCGUCAGAGCCCAGAGCGAACACACCAUCGUCAACCUGUUACGACUCCGCCAGGGAGAGGAAACCAUGCAGAGUAUUACUGCCAUUCUGGAUUCUGCAAGUAACGACCUACUGUCUGAGUGUCACCGCCGGUCUUUGAAGAAAAUCGCCAGCAUGCCAGACUCUAAUGAAGAGAUAGAUGACACCAUCCUAACAUGAUGGAGCAGGACUGAACCAUAAAGUGACAUCUGGAGAAAUUAACAGAAGGUUGACUGACAUGUACAACAAGUCUUCACUGUUUGAGAGCCCCAGACACACUCACCACACGUGCCCAUGUUGCCUUUCAUGGACAAAGGCUGAGAUGGGUUGGUUUUUGACUGACUUCCUACAUAUUACCCCAAACAAAUUUUUUUUUUCUUCCUCAAAUAAUUGUUUUAGUGGCGUUUAAGCCCGAUUUAUAACUUUGUUCUUUUAUCUCACACUGUGCAGGUUGUCCCCCUGUAAUUAAUUAAAUUAGGAAGACACAAGGCCAAAUUCUUUUUUGACGUUUUGUGUUUUGCUACUUAUUUUACCAAAAAUGAUUUCAAGCAGUCAAGACAUCACUGUAAUGAAGUGACACCCCUAUCUUUAACUUUUAUUUGGAUUGUGUGUGAGAGUUGUUCAGGGGCAAAAACAGCCUCUUGUAAGAGUACAAACAAAAACAUGCUUAUGUCAAUUGAGACGGUUGUAAAAAGGCAAUACAAAAUAAAAAGAUCAUGAUUUCAUAA
Molecule: messenger RNA, 8213 nt
Organism: Paralichthys olivaceus (Japanese flounder)
Lineage: Eukaryota; Metazoa; Chordata; Actinopteri; Pleuronectiformes; Paralichthyidae
Source: RefSeq, a predicted model, not a curated record